Molecule: messenger RNA, 762 nt
Organism: Symbiodinium pilosum
Lineage: Eukaryota; Dinophyceae; Suessiales; Symbiodiniaceae
Source: the annotation of a GenBank genome assembly
AUGGCGCGCCGCUACGACUCGCGAACGACCACAUUCUCACCUGAGGGACGCUUAUAUCAGGUCGAGUAUGCCAUGGAAGCCAUCAACUUGGCUGGUUCAACCGUUGGUGUUCUUGCGGAGGACGGUGUGGUCCUCGCAGGUGAGAAGAAGACAACCUCAAAGCUUUUAGACCAAGCAAAGCAGCACGAGAAGCUCUUCCAGCUGGACGACGCCAUGUUCUGUGCAGUGGCCGGAAUGACCUCUGAUGCGAACAUCCUCAUCAACCGGCUGCGUCUCAGUGCGCAGCAGCAUGCCUACUCUUUCAGCGAACCGAUGCCCGUCGAGCAGCUGGUUACAUCUAUCUGUGACUACAAGCAGGGCUACACCCAGUUCGGUGGACUCCGGCCAUUCGGAGUGUCCUUCCUGGUAGCUGGCUAUGAUGUCCACUACGGCUUCCAGCUGUAUCACACCGACCCGUCGGGCAACUUCAGUGGUUGGAAGGGCUACGCCAUAGGUGUGAACAACAACACCGCCAUGCAGAUCAUGCGACAGGACUGGAAACCAGGCAUGAAGAUCCAGGAGGCAUUGGAGCUCACGGCAAAGGUUUUAGUCAAGACGAUGGACACAGCUUCACCAACAGCCGAGAGACUCGAAUUCGGAAUAGUGUACAAGACGCCAGAAGGUCAAGUCAAGUUCCGCAUGCUGGAGGACAACGAGAUCAACAAGCUCAUGGCUGAUGCCACGCCAAAGGAAGGCGAGGAGGGUGCGGCCCCAUCCUCCUGA